Closterium sp. Naga37s-1 is the source of this 5670-nucleotide messenger RNA. The record is from the annotation of a GenBank genome assembly. NCBI's taxonomy places the organism in Eukaryota, Viridiplantae, Streptophyta, Zygnematophyceae, Desmidiales, Closteriaceae.
AUGGAUUUGAAGCCACAGCAUCAACAGCAGCAACAAAUUCCACCCGCCGUAUCCGAAGGAGGCGGCGCGGCGAAACCCGCAACUUCGGAUCUGGAACCGACUGGCGGCGCGCGGAAUGACCCCGCGUCUGCUCCUCCCGUCGCGGAUGAUCGUGCGACGAGCCCUGUGCCGUCCGCCGCUACAGACGCUCGCGCGACGAGGCCCGGCAGUGGCGGGGGCGAGCCUGCUACAGACGCGCGCGGGGCGAACGCCACGGGGACCGCUGCGCCCGAAUCCACCGCCGCGCACAGAGACGCUCCGCAACCGCACGCGCAGGCGCAGGCGCAGGGCUCCCCGCAGGGCGCGCUGAGCGUUCCCCACGCGCUGCUGUCGGACUUUGCGGAGACGGGCGUGCUGGAUCUGGCGCACGACCUCGGGAUCAUCCCCGCCUCCGCCCACGCGGAUGGGCCGAAACCGUCGCCUGGUGAGAGAUGGGAGGGGGGAGGGGAGGAGAAGAGCCAAUCCCAUUUGCUCUGCAGUCACAGCAGCCGCAGAGAGUCGCUUCCCCUUCUCUUCCCCCCUGUUUCCCCAACCCCACCCACCGUUCCCCUGCCCGUCUUCCCCCUUUCUGCAGUCUCCCCUCUCCCGAAGCCAAUACCAUCUGCUCUGCAUUCGCAGCAGCCGCAGGGGGCACAGCAGAAAACCGCACUGACAGAGAGACUCUUCCCCUUCUCUUCCCCCCUGUUCCCCCAACCCCACCCACCUUUCUUCCCCCCAUCCCCCCCCCCCCCCCCCCCCCCCCCCCCCUCUGCAGUCUCCCCUCCCCCCAAGCCAAUACCAUCUUCUCUGCAGUCGCAGCAGCAGCAAGGGGGGCAGCAGGGAGCAGCAGGGGGGUGGGCGGAGACCUCUCUAGGAGGGGGAGUGCCAGGCGCAGGAGCGGGGGGCGCAGGGGGAGGGGGAGGGGGAGCAGGGGGGCGGUCAGUGGAAAGUGGGGACUCCACUGACCGUGGUCGCCUGGGGGGCGCUGUCCCCGCUGCUGCAGGGGGGGGUGGGGGGGGCGGAGGGGUUGGGGGGGGCGCGGGCGGAGGGGGAGGAGCGGGGGGAGCAGCAAGUGGGGCGUCGGGACUGGGGAUGGGGAUGGGGGCGGGGGUAUCUAUGGGGAUGGGCAUGCUUCCAGGGGACGAGUAUGGGGCGGAUGGCGCUGCGGCUGACUCCUUGGACCCUAAUGACGCCGCUUGGGGUACUGGGGAUGGGGAUGGGGAUGGGGAUGGGGGUGGGGAUGGGGGUGGGGAUGGGGGUGGGGAUGGGAAUGGGGAUGGGGAUGGGAAUGGGGGUGGGGAUGGGGAUGGGGGUGGGGAUGGGGGUGGGGAUGGGGAUGGGGGUGGGGAUGGGAAUAGGAAUGGGGGUGCGGGUGGGGAAGGGCAUGCUACCAGGGGACGACAGGACACGUGCCUGCUUGUCUGCCCCCCUCUGCCCCUUGGCAUGGCAGUGUGUGAGAAGGUGGAGUUAAGGGACGCACCACGUAGAAUGAGGCCGUGUUUUCUCUGCUUUCUCUUCCCUCCUCGCGGGUCCUGUACUCUCCCUCCCUCCCGACCUACUCUCCUACCAACCUACUCUCCUCCCGACCUACUCUCCUACCAACCUACUCUCCUCCUGACCUACUCUCCUACCAACCUACUCUCCUCCCGACCUACUCUCCUACCAACCUACUCUCCUCCCGACCUACUCUCCUACCAACCUACUCUCCCCCCGACCUACUCUCCUACCAACCUACUCUCCUCCCGACCUACUCUCCUACCAACCUACUCUCCUCCCGACCUACUCUCCUACCAACCUACUCUCCUCCCGACCUACUCUCCUACCAACCUACUCUCCUCCCGACCUACUCUCCUACCAACCUACUCUCCUCCCAACCUACUCUCCUACCAACCUACUCUCCUACCAACCUACUCUCCUCCCAACCUACUCUCCUCCCAACCUACUCUCCUACCAACCUACUCUCUUACCAUCAGUAGCUACUCUUUCACCCUCUCAAGUCACCCUCUUACCCUCUCAACCUACUCUCUUACCCUCUCAACCUACUCUCUUACCCUCUCAACCUACUCUCUUACCCUCUCAACCUACUCUCUUACCCUCUCAACCUACUCUCUUACCCUCUCAACCUACUCUCUUACCCUCUCAACCUACUCUCUUACCCUCUCAACCUACUCUCUUACCCUCUCAACCUACUCUCUUACCCUCUCAACCUACUCUCUUACCCUCUCAACCUACUCUCUUACCCUCUCAACCUACUGUCUUACCCUCUCAACCUACUCUCUUACCCUCUCAUGCCGCUCUCGUGUUGCUGAUCCCACCCAUUUUCUCCUUUGCCCCGGCGCUUCGUCUCUUUGGGCUCUCCAUCCCCGAGAAGAUUGUCCAGCACCGCAUUUACGAGGCAUCUCGCCUCUCUGCCCGAAAACUCCUCUCCCUUCCCCCAUUUUCCCAUGGCUUGCCCCCAUUCCCAUCUCUCUCUCCCCUCCCGCUUCGCAGCAGUAUGAUGAGAAGAACAUUCGGCGGCGGGUGUACGACGCAUUCCUCCUUGUAUCCCACCAUCUCCCCUCUCUGCCCCAAACCCCCUCUGCCUGCGGUGAUUCCCCCUCCCUCCCCCUCCCCAUGGCAGCAGUACGACGAGAAGAACAUACGGCGGCGGGUGUACGAUGCGCUGAACGUGCUGAUGGCGAUGGACAUCAUCUCCAAGGAGAAGAAGGAGAUCAAGUGGAAGGGCCUCCCUCCCUCCUCCGCCUCCCACCAGCUCCUCCUGGUGCGGAGUCAUCACGCGUGCGCAGCCGGGUGGAGAAGAAGGCAGCCCAUCUCGAGGAGUUGAAGGAACAGAUGGCCGGCAUCGAGCGUCUCAUGCGGCGCAACGAGGCCAGCAGCCAGCAGGGGGGCCCGCCUGCGGGCGGCGGGGUGGCGCUGCCAUUCAUUCUCGUGCAGGUACAGCUUACUCAUAGGAGCAGUCCGUUUGUGCAGCAGUCCGUUUGUGCUGCAGCAGUCCGUUUGUGCAGCAGUCCGUUUGUGCUGCAGUCCGUUUGUGCUGCAGCAGUCCGUUUGUGCUGCAGCAGUCCGUUUGUGCUGCAGCAGUCCGUUUGUGCUGCAGUCCGUUUGUGCAGCAGUCCGUUUGUGCAGCAGUCCGUUUGUGCAGCAGUCCGUUUGUGCAGCAGUCCGUUUGUGCUGCAGCAGUCCGUUUGUGCUGCAGCAGUCCGUUUGUGCUGCAGCAGUCCGUUUGUGCUGCAGCAGUCCGUUUGUGCAGCUGCAGUCCGUUUGUGCAGCUGCAGUCCGUUUGUGCUGCAGCAGUCCGUUUGUGCAGCAGUCCGUUUGUGCUGCAGCAGUCCGUUUGUGCUGCAGCAGUUUGUGCUGCAGCAGUCCGUUUGUGCUGCAGCAGUUUGUGCAGCAGUUUCAGUCCGUUUGUGCAGCAGUCCGUUUGGUGCAGCAGUCCGUUUGUGCAGCAGUCCGUUUGUGCAGCAGUCCGUUUGUGCAGCAGUCCGUUUGUGCAGCAGUCCGUUUGUGCAGCAGUCCGUUUGUGCAGCAGUGCGUUUGUGCAGCAGUGCGUUUGUGCAGCAGUGCGUUUGUGCAGCAGUGCGUUUGUGCAGCAGUGCGUUUGUGCAGCAGUGCGUUUGUGCAGCAGUGCGUUUGUGCAGCAGUGCGUUUGUGCAGCAGUGCGUUUGUGCAGCAGUGCGUUUGUGCAGCAGUGCGUUUGUGCAGCAGUGCGUUUGUGCAGCAGUGCGUUUGUGCAGCAGUGCGUUUGUGCAGCAGUGCGUUUGUGCAGCAGUGCGUUUGUGCAGCAGUGCGUUUGUGCAGCAGUGCGUUUGUGCAGCAGUGCGUUUGUGCAGCAGUGCGUUUGUGCAGCAGUGCAUUUGUGCAGCAGGCAGUGCAUUUGUGCAGCAGUCCAUUUGUGCAGCAACCCGCCCACAGGCAACAGUGGAGGUGGAGAUAUCAGAGGACAUGCAGCUCGUGCAUUUUGACUUCAGCACCACUCCCUUUGAGCUGCACGACGACAGCUACGUGCUGCGAGCCAUGGGCCUCUGCACGCCUCCCCUCUCCGAUGUCUUCCCGCCCUCCCCAGCUGCUCCCGCCACUGCUGCGCCUCCUCUUGCGUCCACAGCCACCCCUCCACCGCCCACACAGCCACCGCCCGGUUCACAACAGCAACAGCAGCAGCAACUCCAACCAGCGCAGCAUUCUCAGCAGCCGCCACAGCUGCAGCAGCAGCAGCAGCAGCAGCAGGCAUCACCAGGAGAGGGUGCAAUGACACCCACACAGGCUGCUGCACAGGCACAGCAGCAACAACAGGGGCAGCAACAGCAGGGGCAGCAGCAGGGGCAGCAAGGAGCAGGGAGCGGGCAGGCACAGAGCGGACUGGGAGGCCCACUCUCUCCCACUGAACCUGGGAUAGGCAGCCCCACGAACGGGGGACCAAAGACAGCUGUAGGAGCGCCCACUAACGGGACACCUCCUUCCACGAGUAAUGGGCCACCCAUGGGUGGCUCUGCAGGUGCUAAUGGUGUGGGGAGUGGCGUGGCCGGAGCAGGAGGGCCGGGGGGUCAGCCUGGCAGGGCAGACCUUGUGAUCUACUCUCCGCCCCAGCACCAGCAGCAGCAGCAGCAGCAGCAGCAGCAGGGGCAGUACCAGCCGGCAGCACAGGUUCCAGCGCAAGCUAUGGGUGCAUCUGCACUUGCCCCAGGCCCAAUGGCACCUCAGUUCCAGACUCAGGGAUCCCCGGCCGUGCACCUGCCACACCAGCAGCAGCUGCAACAGCAGGUGCAGCAGCAGCAGCAGGCACAGCAGCAGGUGCCACAGCAAGGGAUGGUGGGGAUAGAGGGGAGUGCGCCUCAGAUGCAAAUGGCAGGAGGAGGGGUGAUGGGUGGGGGUAAUGCUUACCAAGCAGGGGUUGCAGGUGCAGGGGUGGUGCCCAUGCAGGGUCAAGUGCCGGGCAUGGGACAGCCGCAGAUACAGCAGCAGCAGCAGCAGCAGCAGCAGUACUAUAAGCAGCAGGCGCAGCAGCAACAGUACCAGCAGCAGGAACAGCAGCAACAGUACCAGCAGCAACCGUAUCAGCAGCAGCAGCAGCAGCAGCACUAUCAGCAACAGCAGGGCGCACCAUAUGUUGGCAUGCAGCCUAUGAUGCAACCCCAGCAGCAGCAGCAGCAGCAGCAGCAGCAACAGCAGCAGCAACAGCUGCCACAGCAGCAACCGCCGCAGCAGCACCAGCACUACCAGCACCAACAGUACCAGCACCAGCAGUACCAACAACCGCAGCAGCAGUAUCAGCAGCAGCAGCAGCUGCAGGCAAUGCCAAUAGGAGGGACAGCAGGACCAGUGGCAGCAGCAAUGCAGCAGCCGCAGCAGGGGGGUUCAUCGCACAACUACCCUAUCGCCAUGCAGGGAAACCCUGCGUUUACCCCGGUACCACCCACUUGUACUGUCACCUCUCCUCCUCCUGCCCCUGGCAGUAGUAUGGGUGCUGAUCCCAUGGGCCAAAUCCCUGGAGGGAUGGAGGGGCCAGGGCAAGGCGGGGCACUGGGGGAGAUGCAGCAGGGUCAGGGUGGGGAGUAUGGGCAGGGGCAGGGGCAAGGGAGCAUGGCAGGAGAGGCGAUUGGGGAGGGUGGGGUGGCUGGGUCGGGAGCAGGUGAGCACAUGCAAGGGGGGUACUAG